Hemisphaericaspora subhashii is the source of this 2043-nucleotide messenger RNA. RefSeq lists its product as uncharacterized. The coding region runs from base 1 to 2043 and encodes 680 amino acids. The record is from RefSeq and is a predicted model, not a curated record. Lineage: Eukaryota; Fungi; Ascomycota; Pichiomycetes; Serinales; Debaryomycetaceae. The transcript has a single exon.
AUGAAUGUCACAAGUAAUGGUUAUUACACGUCCCAGUACUUAAAACAACAUUACGACGACAAUGAAGAAGUUGACAACCACAGCAACAUAAAACAACAACAAGUGGCACAUGAUUCUUUUUUAGCUGCGUCUCCUUCUUCUACUUCAAUGUCUCGUAAAGGAAUGUCAAUGGAAGUUAAAUCACCCGUUAUAACAAAUAUACGACCCAAAAAACCAAUUAAAUCUAAAUCAGAGUCUUUCAUCAUUGGAUCACGUCCCGUGAGUCCCAAGAGUCCAAGCAGCACGCUGCAAGUUGAAUAUAUUUCCGAUGACGACGAUUUAGGUGAAGAACUUACACCAGCCCAAUUGAAUUACAUUAAUCUGCAUUAUUACAUUCCACCCCUGAGACAGGGUAUGAUAAUUCCUGCCCCCCCUAAGAGAUCAAAGAAACCUCGGAAUAAAAAUGAUGAUUAUUAUAUCAAUCUCCAAAAACGAUAUGAUGGCGCCAAAGUAAUAAAACCAAAAUUAUAUACUCAUAAAACAUUUCAUGAAGUGUUUGUAGAUAAAGACGAAGAUAUAUCACGAUAUAAUCCUAUGGAUAUGGUAUUUGAAGGUAGUCCUGAAGACAACGAGAAGAAGAAACCGAUUUUUAAAAAGAUUAAAUUAUAUAAAGAUGAUUAUAAUGAUUAUAAUUAUUAUGAUCAUAGGGAGAAAGCUAAUCCUGCCAAAGAUGUUUUUGUUCAAGAAGUACAAUCAGAUGAUGACGUUGAUGAAGUGCUAUUUGGGGGUGCAUUAUUACCAGAAGACGAAGAACAACAGAAACAAGCAAAGAAGAAUAAUUUUAAGAAAUUGAUUAAGAAGAAAUAUCAAAAGGCUAAAAAGGAAUUAGGCAAAGAUUUUGAUGAAUUUACGAGGAAGCAGAGUAUAAUUGAUGCCCAAUUGAAGGAAGUCAGGGCGAAAGAACAGGCUGAGAAGAAAGCGAAAGCAAAGGAAAAGAAGAAGAGAAAGAAUAGUAAAUCGUCUGAAGGUGGUGGUGUCGAGGGAGAAAAGUCAAUCGAGGGAGAAACUCCAUCUGGGGGAGACAAGAAGGAAACCACCGAGACCAAGAAGGCACCCAAAGAAGGGGACAAUAAAAAAGAAGAACCCAAAAAGAAAGCAGACCCAAACCCACAAGAAUUCAGUCCAAUGUGGAACUAUAUACUAUCAUGGGUGGCCUAUCAAAACGAAGAUGACAACAAACCAGCAGCAGCAGCACCACCUGCCAAGAUCGAAGAACUCUCCAAUGAACCAGACUCCAAAUCCACCAAAUCAAAACGCUCCACCACCAAAGACUCCCCUGACUCUAAUUCCAAAGCACUCAUCCCUACAACCAAACGGAAAAAACUCAAAGGAUUAGCCAAAACCUCAAAAAAAUUCCUCAGCAACUGGAAUCAACCAGUCAUAACCGCCCUCAACCCGGCCCAAGCAAAACUAAUCACCACCCUUCCGCCCAUCCCCGAAAAAACCGCCAAAUCCAUCCACUCAUCCAUCCAUAGCACCAUUCUCGGCGAAACUGACAGCAAGGAAUUCGUGAUUGAAUAUGAUGAAGAUGAUGAGGAUGCAAGUAUUUCCGAAGAAUUAUAUUAUGAUCCGAUAUCGAAACAACUCCAACCCACUCCACCGACCUCAUUCUCCUCCCUAUCUCCGGAAGCAAAACAAAAGUCCCUCUCUAGUUCAUCCUCAGCUUCAUCAAUGCGGACAAUGAGGAACAUAGGGCUGAUGAAUCCCAUGCAGAGUAUUGCGAAUAAUAUCUAUAAUUUCGAUCCUAGUGGUCUGAUUGAAGUCGUAUCGAAAUUGAUCGAACUUAUUAAACGAAUUCAUAUUAUGGAAAUAUUAUUCAGUCCAAUCGAUUAUAUUGGGGAGAAUAUCCCUAGUUUACAAACUGUGGUUGUAUUUAUUGAAUUGGGGUUAUUUGUUUGGAUCUUGUUUGAGUUGAGUAGAUUGAUUGAUGCGGUUUGUAUGAUGAUAAAAGCGUUUUGUGCGCCGAUGAUUGCGAUUGGACGAUUGAUGAAUAAUAUUAUGUAG